AUGUCAAAAGACGGCGACGCGCCCGCGCCCGCGCCCGCGGUCCCGGCCUCGCCCUCGGCCCCAGGUCCAGCCGCGACUGCGAGCCCACCCAUCGCCACGUCAGAGGUGCCUGCCACGCGCGACGCCGAUGCCGACGCCGAGGACGCCGGCACGACCGCGGCCGGAGAAGCUCACGCAACCGACACAACCGAGACGGGGCAAACGGAAUCUGACCCAGACCCGAAGGCAAAGCGCAAGGCGCCCCCCGCCGGGCUGCAGCUGCAGGACGUGCCGCCGCCCGACGCGCGCCGGAUUGAGGUGCGUUAG
Molecule: messenger RNA, 306 nt
Organism: Cutaneotrichosporon oleaginosum
Lineage: Eukaryota; Fungi; Basidiomycota; Tremellomycetes; Trichosporonales; Trichosporonaceae
Source: RefSeq, a predicted model, not a curated record